GUAUAUGACCGUAUACGUCGAUGUGAUAGGUCUCCCAUAAAUUUUUAAUAAUUCCACGGCGCCUAAGCAGAGUACGUGCUCCACGCGUGAGAAUAAUUUAGUGCGGACCACUGUGUGCAUGCGUGUGCCCUCCACCGCUGCCCAAUUUUGUGAUACUAUAUAGGUAGACCACGGCCAUGGCCGCCAUGGCGAAUCAUAUCCCAACACACACACACAGCUAGCUGAUUGAACCACCUCGCCGGCCGGCUAGCCAGAGUGAGCACGAUGGGGAGGAAGAGAGGCGGCGUGGUGCAGGCAAUGGCGGCGGCGGUGGCCGCGCUGCUGCUGGCUACGGCGGCGAGCGUGUCGUCGUCGCCGCCGUUGGAAGGGUUCCAGCCGCUGUCCAAGAUCGCCGUCCACAAGGCCACCGUCGACAUGGACGCCGCGGCGUACGUCACGGCGACGCCGGCGUUGCUCGGCGAGCAGGGAGAGGACACCGAAUGGGUCACUGUGAAAUACGGCCGGACAAACUCUUCCGCUGACGACUGGAUUGCCGUCUUCUCUCCAGCCGAUUUCAUCUCUGGCUCGUGCCCUAACCCUUCCAGGUACCCCGGCGAGCCGCUGCUCUGCACAGCACCUAUAAAGUAUCAAUUUGCCAACUACUCGGCGAACUAUCUGUACUGGGGAAAAGGAAGCAUCCAGUUCCAGCUCAUCAACCAGCGCUACGACUUCUCCUUCGCCUUGUUCACUGGAGGUCUCGACAACCCUAAGCUGGUGGCGGUGUCGGAGGCGAUCUCGUUCAAGAACCCCAAGGCGCCCGUCUUCCCUCGCCUCGCGCAGGGCAAAUCCUACGACGAGAUGACGGUGACAUGGACGAGCGGCUACGACAUCAGCGAGGCGUACCCGUUCGUGGAGUGGGGCAUGGUCGUCUCCGGCGCCGGCGCCGGCGCCGCCGCUGCUCCCACCCGCACCGCCGCCGGCACGCUCACCUUCAACCGUGGCAGCAUGUGUGGUGAGCCUGCACGCACAGUUGGGUGGAGAGACCCCGGCUUCAUCCACACAGCUUUCAUGAGGGACCUGUGGCCCAACAAAGAGUAUUACUACAAGAUUGGGCAUGAACUAUCUGAUGGAUCGAUCGUGUGGGCAAAGCCCUACACUUUCCGGGCGCCACCGUUCCCUGGCCAGAACUCGCUGCAACGCAUCAUCGUCUUUGGCGACAUGGGAAAGGCGGAGAGGGACGGAUCAAACGAGUUUGCCAACUACCAGCCAGGAUCUCUGAACACGACAGACAGGCUGGUUGAGGAUCUGGACAACUACGACAUUGUGUUCCACAUCGGUGAUCUUCCCUACGCCAAUGGCUACAUCUCCCAGUGGGAUCAGUUCACUGCCCAGGUGGCUCCCAUCACCGCCAAGAAGCCCUACAUGAUUGCAAGCGGCAACCAUGAGAGGGACUGGCCCAACACCGGAGGUUUCUUCGACGUCGAGGACUCCGGCGGCGAGUGCGGCGUCCCUGCUGAGACCAUGUACUACUACCCGGCCGAGAACCGGGCCAACUUCUGGUACAAGGUGGACUAUGGGAUGUUCCGGUUCUGCAUCGCGGACUCGGAGCAUGACUGGAGGCAGGGGACCGAGCAGUACAGGUUCAUCGAGCAGUGCUUGUCGACGGUGGACCGGAAGCACCAGCCAUGGCUGAUCUUCGCGGCACAUCGCGUGCUGGGCUACUCCUCCAACUGGUGGUACGCCAACCAGGGCUCCUUCGAGGAGCCGGAGGGGAGGGAGAGCCUGCAGAAGCUGUGGCAGAAGCACCGCGUCGACGUGGCAUUCUUCGGCCACGUCCACAACUACGAGCGCACGUGCCCGCUGUACCAGAGCCAGUGCGUCUCCAGCGAGAGGAGCCACUACUCGGGCACCAUGAAGGGCACCAUCUUCGUCGUCGCCGGCGGCGGCGGCAGCCACCUGUCGGGCUACACCUCGGAGAUACCCAGGUGGAGCAUCUUCAGGGACCAGGACUUCGGGUUCGUCAAGCUCACCGCGUUCAACCACUCGUCGCUGCUGUUCGAGUACAGGAAGAGCAGCGAUGGCAAGGUGUAUGACUCCUUCACCGUCGAUAGGGACUACCGCGACGUGCUCGGCUGCGUGCACGACAGCUGCUCCCCCACCACGCUCGCCACCUGAAUGAAGAAAAACGAUAUGGCAUUAGGAUGUAUUGAUGCUUCAUCAUCCAGCUAGCAGCUGAGAGCCUGCGAGUGAUCGGCUGAUCGAGUUUCUUCUUCUUCUGUUUUCCUUUUCAGCCAUUCUCAGGUGUGGUAGUGGCCGAUCCCUUGGCCCAUGUCUCUUCCUUGCGGAUGGUGCUGACAAUAAAACUGCUCAGCUGCGUGGGCACAAAUGUCUAGUAGUGGAUUCUUAGUGAGAAUCUGAUCAGCUAGCUUGUUUUUACUGAUGGUAUUUUACCCACAAAUGCCCAAGCAUGAAAUGAUUUGGAA
Messenger RNA from Oryza brachyantha (malo sina), 2462 nucleotides. Its product is annotated as nucleotide pyrophosphatase/phosphodiesterase-like. The coding region runs from base 265 to 2154 and encodes 629 amino acids. Gene Ontology annotation, molecular function: acid phosphatase activity; metal ion binding. The transcript has 10 exons. The record is from RefSeq and is a predicted model, not a curated record. NCBI's taxonomy places the organism in Eukaryota, Viridiplantae, Streptophyta, Magnoliopsida, Poales, Poaceae.